Saxophila tyrrhenica is the source of this 2070-nucleotide messenger RNA. RefSeq lists its product as uncharacterized. Gene Ontology annotation, cellular component: mediator complex. The coding region runs from base 1 to 2070 and encodes 689 amino acids. The record is from RefSeq and is a predicted model, not a curated record. The transcript has a single exon. Gene Ontology annotation, biological process: regulation of transcription by RNA polymerase II. NCBI's taxonomy places the organism in Eukaryota, Fungi, Ascomycota, Dothideomycetes, Mycosphaerellales, Extremaceae. Gene Ontology annotation, molecular function: transcription coregulator activity.
AUGGCGACUCCAACCCCUAGCUCCGCCUCUAAGAGAGCGGCAGGAGGCGUGUCAACACCAUCGCAUCUCGCCCAGCAUUCUCCUCCUCGAAGUGUACCCUCUCCUGCCAACGCGCGACACCCCGCCGGCAAGACGCCAGUGAACCACCCUACCACCGGCUCCUCGCAGGGGAGUAAGACUCUCGGCUCGACGCCCAUGGUUCAGAACCUCAGCCAGAGCGGUAACACCUCCUCACCGAGCGCGAACAUGCUCAGCUUCGGCACACCCAGCGGCCUCAACCUUGACGGCAUCACACCAUCCGCCUUGAACAUACCCACUCCAGCCCUCGGCGGAGCGGCCAUGAUGCCAUCGAUGAGCGAACUCGGAUUGACCGCAGGCGGCACGAAGCGCAACGAAGACGAAGAGCGACGCGUCCGUAUGCGCCGUGUGCUGAAGGCUAUCGGCAAGCCCAAGGGUCGAGUCAGUGAAGAAGGCAUAGCACGCGUUUUUCGGCGAGUGGGCUUCGCGAAUGACAUCGACCACGACCCCGAACAGAAGCCGUGGAAGGUUGGAAACAGGAUGAUCGCGACUGCUGGCAAUACGAUCAUCAUCGAGGUGGAUUUGAAGAAUCAUGUUCCGGGACGUGUGAGUGCGAUGUACAACGUACAGAGCAAAGCAUUGGAGGAGCAAGGUGAGAAGGCAAGCAAGGUGUUGUUGGGUGACUUGAGGGCACCGGGUGAUGUCGGGUUGCAGGCGAAGCUGGAUCGUUUUGCGGACAAUCUGGAGAGGCUCGCGAAGCUGGACAGACUGAGCUCGGGGCGGAUUAACUGCUUUGAGGCCAUCAGCGGGGUUUACGUCAGUCUGCUAAGGCUGUUUGAGCAGGAGAAGAAGGCAGCAAUGGCUAUGUUAAGGACUAAAGGGAUGGAGGACGAGGAGAAGGCAGCCGAGGAAGUCGCAUGCAGGAGAAGUGGCAAGCCGACGGUGCACGAGCAUGGACAGCUUGGGGUUGCUAUCGAGUAUUGGCACGGCAGUAACAUGGCAACCAGCGAUAAUGCUGCGACAAGAAACGACCUUCAUGCUCCCGACGACGAGUCUGCCAACUCCGAGGCUGAAGACCAGAUCUUUUCACUCAGCAUUCAGUCAGAAGCAGCGUCCGCGAACCUCUAUCCUUCUCUUCGCGUCUCUGACACCUGGUUGCCCGGACCACUGGAGCUUCCAGAGGGCGAAGAGUCCGUCAACGUACCUUGGCAGGAUCCACCACCGACAUUCGUCGCUUCAGACUCAAGUGAAAUGCAAGUCGAUGGCCAGCAGAAGCUUCCAGACUUGCGCUUCAUAGCCAAACUCGAGCCUGCUUUGGUUAUGCCCUACCAAACCGCAACGAACAUCCUCGCAGCUGUUGGCGUGUCCCAAGCACCGAUCAUGAGUAUGCCCUCUCAGUACGCAGCGCUAUUGCUGGGUUUGCGGAGUGAAGCGGGAGGGACACAACAGCCAUUGACAUCUUCCACUAUCGCUGAGCGAGAAGUCAUCUCACAGCAGCAGGAUGACGAGACUACCGUCCGGCACAGCUAUACCAUGAACAGCGUCAAGCCAGACUGGGGAUUCAGGUUGCAGGAGUUGCCAUUCUCUCACCCCAGACAGCUGAUCGAGCUGCUACCUACACUCCGCCAGUGGGCAGUCAUGUCGCAAUUACUCAAGGGGUCGUUCAAGACUGCAGCGGCGCUUUUUACGCAGCAAGCGCCGUCGAAUCAUGUCAAUGGAACAGACGACCCUGGCGCCUCUCUUGACGAUCUGUUGGAUGCACCAGCCGAGAGUGCCGACAUUCCUAUCACGAUUGCUCUUACCACAUCGCCAAACCCUACGCUCGACCUCACGUUCCCACCAUCAGGCACCGACAGCACUGAUAAUGUCAGUGUCAGCGUGCAGAUUCUGCCGAAUGCUCACGUCGCUGUUCCUACGCAGAAAGGUCUCUUCCCUGAUGACCACGACGACACGCCCGCAAAGGUACAGAAGCUCGCUCGGGCGCUUGAGAUUUGCGGCGACCUGGGAGUCUGGAUCGAAUGGGUCAGGACGUCCAUUGCUCCAAGAGCAUGA